Messenger RNA from Pelobates fuscus (common spadefoot toad), 1915 nucleotides. RefSeq names its product vasohibin 1 (gene VASH1). Gene Ontology annotation, biological process: regulation of angiogenesis. The record is from RefSeq and is a predicted model, not a curated record. Lineage: Eukaryota; Metazoa; Chordata; Amphibia; Anura; Pelobatidae. Gene Ontology annotation, cellular component: cytoplasm. The coding region runs from base 294 to 1262 and encodes 322 amino acids. The transcript has 7 exons.
UCAGAGGGGCAGCCAGAGCUAGUCUCUGCCCACUCAUUGUGUCCUGGGAGAGGGGCUGGGCUUUUAGGCCUGCACAUAACGGGGAUUAUUAUAGGGAGCUGAUUUCUAUGGAAGCACUCUCUCGCUGCUGGAUGAGGAGCAUGGCAGACAUUGAGGGAUAUUAUGCGGUCAUGGGAUGCCAUUAAUUUGUACAUGGGGGCCUGUGAGCUGAAUGUGAAAGUGGGUAACAGGGUUAGUGCCAGGGGGGCAUGUGUUGGUAUUUUGCAAAUCGGUGACAGGCGGGGUGAGCUGGGAUGUCUGAGGGUGAAGGGCUUCAGAACGGAGGUCCUGAUGAGGAUGAAGGGGUCCCAUUUUUUGUGAACAGAGGAGGUCUUCCUGUGGACGAACCCACGUGGGAGCGAAUGUGGACAUACGUGGCCCGGAUUCACCCUGAUGGAGAAAACCUGGCACAGUCGAUUCGUGGAGCUCCAGAGCUUCCCCGGGUGCCCAUACCCUGCGUUCCAGUGCUUCCUGCAGGUGCCUCCGUUCCAGAGCGCGUGGAGGCUAUCCAGAGAUACAUUCGAGAGUUACAAUACAAUCACACAGGCACUCAGUUCUUUGAAAUUAAAAAGACCCGACCCCUGACAGGACUAAUGGACCUGGCCAAAGAGAUGACCAAAGAGGCCCUGCCAAUCAAAUGCUUGGAGGCAGUCAUUCUGGCUAUAUACCUAACAAACAACAUCUCUGGUCUAGAGCGCUUUCCGAUUAGCUUCAAGACCCAGUUUUCAGGAGGAUGUUUCAGGCACAUUGUACUGGGUCUCCACUGGAGUGGCCAUUUUGGAGCGAUGGGGAUGAGCCGGCGUGAGGGUCUGAUGUACAAGCCUUUGCGGCACCGUACACUUAAUGAUCUACUAACAGAUUUUCAGGAAGCAUACAGCCGCUGCUGGCAUUCUCUCCGCAAAGUGAAGAUAGGUCGCUACGUGUCCCAUGACCCACACAGCGUGGAACAGAUUGAUUGGAAACAUUCCGUGCUUGAUGUGCAGGAGCUGGGGGUGGAGGGACUGCGCAGAGAGCUGGAACGUCAUAGCAGGGAGAUGCGACUCAGGAUAACAAAGGGACCCCCAUCGCCGCCUAAAGAACGAAAGAGGGAUAUCACCUCCUCUCCACAAAGAGGACAAUCCAGCCCCCACCGCAGGGAACGUUCUGAAAGACGCUCAUCGGGGGAGAAGCCUUCAGACUCCAAUUCUCUCUCUGACCUCAAUAGUUACCAGAUCCGGGUAUGACAGACCUCUGUUAGUCUGGACCCAAGAAAGCAACCCCCUCGCCACUCAUUCUGGAUUAUCUUGUGGAUGAAGACUACCAAGAGUAAAUUAAAGUCCCCCUUCACUUUGGUAUGGAGUAGACAUAAAGCCCUAUUAUUCACCUAUAACUAUACCCAAGGAACACAGGCUCUGUUGACUGAUUUAAUUUCUGGCUGGCUCUUCAAGGAUGUCCACAUUGUACUAGCAGAUACUUACCUUGAAACAUUCCCUAUAUGUCUCUGCAUAAAGGUCUGACGGUGACCAAGUAUCCCAGGAUGGAAACGAGGAAAUUCAGGAAUUUGAGACCAGCUUGUAAUAUCCUAAAUGUUACCCCUUGGGUUGAGGCCAGUUGUGUGUAGUGAAUAGGCAUACCAGACAAUUACUGCUAUGGGGGUGGAGGGGGCCAUGGGUCAAUAAUAACCUAUUGCCCGCUAUUUGCACACACUGUAGAUUGCCUUAUCACCAAGCCACAUGUGCCAGCCAAUCAGAAACCACUAAUCACAGUCCCCUUCCAAUAUGUGAUGUCACUGCGCUCUUCGAAAGGGAGUCCUAGCUCUCUGCCGUUUUAUCCUUAUUUAUCCUACUUUUACACUGAAAUCCUAAUAAAAACAGAAUUAUUCUGUACAGUGUCGGUA